AUGAAUGACAUAGAUGUUGCUUUAGCAAAAAUGGUUGAGGUUGAAAACGAUGGAGGCAAUCAAUUGAAUGUGAGUGACAUGGGUGAUGAUUUGGGUGAUGAACCAAUAGAUAUGGGUUAUGAACCAACAGACAUGGGUGACUAUGAAGACCAACCAGCAGAUACAACUGAAAAAGUUAAUGAAGAUCUUACUGGACCUUUUCCUGGAGAGCCAUAUGACCCUUCAAUUUUGAAGAAUUUUCAUUGUCACGUAACAGCCAAAAUUUGGCAUAAUGAUGAACGUGAAAUACGUAAAUGCUUAAAUCAUGGUUUUAAAGUUAGUGAAUGGUCAUUUAACUUGGAAGAGAAUGAACAGUCCAAAUUUCAUGGUUUAAUUAUGGAUUCGGGGUUGAUUUCUUUAGUGAGUUGCUCAUAUGAAUUUGUAAACAAAGUUAUAGUUUCGGCCUUUGUAGAAAGAUGGCAGCCAGAGACAAACACGUUUCAUCUACCAUUUGGUGAGAUGUCACCAACCUUAGAUGAUGUUAGUGUAAUUUUAGGGAUUCCAGUGAUUGGUAAAUCAGUCUCUUGCAAGAAUUUAUCAAAUAUUGAUGCUGCAAAUCUGCUAGUUAAGGCUUUGGAAGUAAUAAUAGAUGAGGCAAAUGUAGCGUUGAAGGUAGCACGGAGCCAGUCUAUCAAGGCAGAAUGGUUGAGACAAUGGUUUGGGUCAGUGUCUAAUGUGGACAAUGAUAAUAUCAUUGAGUGUACAACUAGGGCAUGUUUGUUAUAUUUGUUAGGUUAUACCUUAUUUGCAGACAAGACAGGCACACGUGUUCCGGUAGUGUAUUUGUCUUUUCUUAUGGAUUUGCGAUCGGUUGCUUCUUAUGCUUGGGUGGCAGCCGCAUUGGCUUUUUUAUACCUGCAAUUGGGUACUGCCACAAGGUAUGCUGUAAUACAGAUGGCGGGAUACAUGACAUUGCUGGAAGCUUGGAUUUACAAGCAUUUUGUUGGUGCUAGACCCCACCCCAAUUUGGACUAUAAAGAAGAUCAGCCUCGUGUCUUUCAUUGGAUUUCUCGCACCUAA
Camellia sinensis is the source of this 1059-nucleotide messenger RNA. The record is from RefSeq and is a predicted model, not a curated record. NCBI's taxonomy places the organism in Eukaryota, Viridiplantae, Streptophyta, Magnoliopsida, Ericales, Theaceae.